Molecule: messenger RNA, 3909 nt
Organism: Acaulospora morrowiae
Lineage: Eukaryota; Fungi; Glomeromycota; Glomeromycetes; Diversisporales; Acaulosporaceae
Source: the annotation of a GenBank genome assembly
AUGGAUCCUCUCCUUUUCACCGCACCCGCCCGCAUUCGCAUACUUCUCGUUCCCGUUCAUCCAAUUAAAGCCACAACUUUCCGUCAAAAAGUUGAAUUGGUCAAGAAAUUCACCGUCGUCAAACUUGGAGAUGUUACCCCGGAUAUGCGUGGUGUUCAUUCCAUGUUCAGCUCACAGCUCUUUCAUGAAGGUCAGCUGCUCUUUAACUUUGUAACUUCUUAUGAAUCGGAGCACUCUUAUCUCGAGGAGUUUCAAAUGCAUCGUAGGAUAUUUGGGGUUAUUGGAAUCAUGGAUUGUGGAGAGUGGACGAACUUGACCGAUGGCUAUAAAAAAUUUACGGACAUAUUAAAAAACUACCCAACAGCCGUUUCCAACCGUUGCUUCGCGUUCGAUCCAUCAGAAAAUCAACCCGAUGACACAAAAGGCUUGAUAAUGAUUCCAAACGUUGGAAAUAUGGAAUUCUAUAUUAGCACCAUGAUUUCGGAUUAUGCCAAUAACAUCCUCACGGAGUUUGGAAAUCUGGCAGCGAAAAUCGAAAAGAAGUCAAUAAUAUAUUCACCAAAGAUUCCAACAUCAACUUCAUCUGCUUUUAACGGAAUAAUGCAAAAUGGCACACCAGUACUUCCCUCACUUACACCUCCAUCUCAAGCCAUGACCACUGUCGGAAUGGGUGGAACAACUGCUGGUGCUAAUCCGAAAGAUAGUCCCUUUCAUGGUCGACAGUUUUCUUCGUCUACAAUAGUGAAUAUCGCAACUCAAGCUGCUAAUGUUCCUAGCACUGUAUCGGACAUCAAGGUAAAGAAGCGAGCUCUCGGAAGAAGUCAAAAGUUAAUUGCUGAUUUGUACUUGAUGGCUGGAAGGUUACCUGAUGCCGUAUCACAUUAUUCAAUGGCGAUUGAAACAACAAGGGCCAAUGGAGAUUACUUGUGGCACGGCUCCGCUUUGGAGGGUUUGUGUGUGGGAUUGAUUCUUUCUGCAUAUCUGCAUACCGAUGUCGAAUCGCAUAUUCUUAUUCAAUCUCCUCCGUCACCGAAUCCAAAUUCACCACCUGCUCCCGCACCUGAGUCCCCUAAAGCUCUUUGGGCUGACAUAACUGAUAAAUAUGUUACCGUAGUCACACUUUACGCGAAAACCACGAGUUCAUCUAGUAACCAAGUACCCCCAUUAAUUUAUACAGAGGCGUGUUUAAAGAUCGCAAAGAUGUUGGCUAGUAUUUGGGUUUGCGGAGGAUGGGGUGAUGAUGCACUGAAAUUGAUUGUUCAUGGUGGACUUCCGGAAAAGGGUGCAUAUGAAAAGUGGGGGUUGAGUCCUGUAAGUAAUGUAUCUAAAGUUGAGGUCACCCAAUGGGCAAUGAAAGGUUACGGUCCAUAUGUUGAGGAUAUGUCAAUCACAGAACAGAUUCAUAUCACCACCACGAUCUCGACUAUUUUUUCAAUAAUCAACUUUCGCAGGAAACAUGCAUUUUUCUUGCGGCAGACAGCAUUAUUGAUAACGCCACUACUUGCCCGACCUCGGUCUGGUUCACAGGCACCGAACAAACCGCUACCUGGAAGUGAUGGAGGCCUAUUAGAAUGCUUGAAGAAGGUGACUGAAGUUUAUGGCGUUGGAGAUGUCGUAGAUAGUGAGGAUUUUUCAGUGGUGACUGAAGAUGCGAGACCUCUCGCUUUUGGGUGGCCAGAUCUUCAAAUGGACGUCCUAAAGGAUGCCAUAAUGGUGACUGAAGCAUUACCUGAUUACCAUUCCAUAGUCAAGUAUACAACAAGACUUUUGCGAAAAUUAUUUUUGUAUUUGCCGAGGGAAGAACAGCUCCGUCUGUCAAGCUCUUUGCCAAGGGUCGUUAAUGCAGGUAAAAAACAAGGAUUGGAUAUGGAGUUCAAGUAUUGGGGAUUGAAUAUUGUCCGAGGUAUUCAAGUAUGUCGGCCUACCUCUCGAAGAAUUCCUUAUCCUCACCCCGGAAAAGGCAUAGAAAAUGAUACUGAGAAACCGGCUGACCCUUUCCUUUACAAAAGUUUCAAUGUAGCCAAAGCUGAAACAAUACAGACAUUCUUGGUUGCAAAUGAAGCGGCAUAUUUCUUGGUCACCUUAGCAAAUCCGUUUUCAUUCGAUUUGGACAUUCAGAGUAUUUCCGUGAGUACGGAAGGAGUGGGGUUUGUCCCUAAUCCUAUGGUAACUGUUAUAACCGCUAACACGUCGGUGACACUACGUAUAUCCGGUACUCCAACAGAACCUGGCCAAUUAAUUGUUAGAGGUUGUAAGAUAAAAGUUCACGGAUGUUUGGAACAGGAAUUUUGCGUAUACUUACCUCCCAAUGAGGAAGAAAUAAAAAAGAAGGAAAGGGAAGAAGAGUAUAGCAAAAGGAUUAAAAAAUGUGGAUUGGCAGUAUUAAAUCGGUCGAAUGAUCGUCGAGAUUUACAAUCGGCUGAUCAAACAAAGGCCGAACAAAAAGAAUAUGUUUCUGAAUUCCUAAAGGUAACAGUAAUUGUCGAUCAACCCUUGGUGAAAAUUAAAUCUACUUCGUUGAUGCAUGGAGCUGCCAUGUUGUUCGAAGGAGAAAGGACUGAGAUGACAAUGAAGCUUGAGAAUGUAGGAAAAACUCCGGUUGACUAUAUAAGUCUGUCGUUUCAAGAUUCAACAAUUGCUGCCGCCCAAGCCUUACUGAAAUCAUCGGAUAUUCCGGCUGAAGAAGCCUACGAGAUGGAAUUAUAUGCUCACAAGCAACCAGUGUUUUCCUGGGAACAGUCGGAAAUUCCUUUCAAUAUAUUACCGGCUGAAGAAUGCACUCUUACCAUUAUUUUAUAUGGAAAGCGUGGGUGCGUCAGUGGUACAAUACAAAUUGACUAUGGGUACCUAAAGCGUCCAGAUUAUAAUGACAAGGAUGUUUUCUAUACCAGACAAGUUUAUUAUCCUGUCCUUCUGACUGUUCAUCAGAACCUAGAUCCUGUUUCCAUGGAUAUUUUAAAUUUCACUCCGUUAAAUAUUCCCGAUAAUCCUAUACAUAUCAAUGGGACUAAUGAUACUAUUGAUGGUUUUUAUCACACUGAAUUAAUCGAAGAUUUGAUCAAGCUUGUGAGAUGGAAUAAGAAAACAAAGGGAGAUCAUAAGAGUAUAAUGGAAAACGAUUAUUGUCUAUUAACUUUUGAUAUAAGGAAUGUUUGGCAUAUUGGUUUUGAUGUAACUAUUGAGGCCAAUGAAGGAGAAGAAUUUGAUCCAAUAUGUAUUACCUCUACCAUUCAACCAUCUGCAACAUCACGAAUUCUACUUCCCAUCAGAAAAAUUUUCCUUUCCGAAAGGGAAUACACAGAACCAAUUCCUUCAUCAAAACAGUUUGUUGUUUCAAAAGAACCUAGGAGAUCUCUUGAACAAGAAAACACGCAAUUGGCACUAUUUUGGUACAGAGAAAAUCUAUUAAAAAAGGUCAAGGCAUAUUGGAAAUGCCCAUUAACUAACCAAAAAGGAACAGUUGACAUCAGAUCAUUAAGACUAAACAAGUCCAUGCUUAACGUGUUGAAGGUUAAUGAGAUUUCAUUUGGGGUUGAAAUUGAAGAGGCGCAAAAGGUGUCAAAGUUAUCAUGUAAUCAGUUCAGGUGUCCAGUGAAUAAAUUUGUGAAAGUGAAUUUUAUUAUUCACAACAAUCAAGAAAAAUCAAGUAAAUUAUGCAUAAGAAUUCAGCCAGUGCAAAGUUAUACUGAUGAAGUAAUGGAAUGGGAUUUAUCCAGGAGAAUGGUGUGGAAUGGAUUAUUGCAGUCUCCAUUACCAAAGAUUGAGGCAAAAUCUUCAAUAACAUACACAUUACCAAUGUGCUUCUUUUCAAGAGGGGAUUUCAAGUUUUUGUAUCACUGUGAAGAUGUUUUUACAAGAACAAUGUAUUUUGAUACACAACCAUUGUUAAUUGAGGUUGUUGAUGAUUAG